Pygocentrus nattereri (red-bellied piranha) is the source of this 9774-nucleotide messenger RNA. RefSeq names its product insulin-like growth factor 2 receptor (gene igf2r). The transcript is spliced from 48 exons. Bases 96 to 7502 code for a protein of 2468 amino acids. Gene Ontology annotation, molecular function: signaling receptor activity; insulin-like growth factor binding; D-mannose binding. NCBI's taxonomy places the organism in Eukaryota, Metazoa, Chordata, Actinopteri, Characiformes, Serrasalmidae. The record is from RefSeq and is a predicted model, not a curated record. Gene Ontology annotation, biological process: lysosomal transport. Gene Ontology annotation, cellular component: plasma membrane; trans-Golgi network; late endosome.
UAACAGCAGUAGUCAGUUCCUGCCUCCAGACUUGCUGUAUCAUGUCGGACCUUUCUCAGUGAGUCGGUCGUAUUUGGAAGCAAGAUAGAGGCAGUAUGAGGGCUUGUAACUUGGCCCUGGUUCGCCGCGUCGCGGUUUUUGUUCUCUUCAUCACCCUGCAGCGCUCCCUGUGCCUGGGGGAGGGGUCCGAUGGCAGCCUGUGGUUUAGAGACCUUUGCAGCUAUAAAUGGGAGGCCAUCGACCAGGACAACAAUGUCAAAUACACCAUGAAAAUCUGCGCUUCAUCUCCGGACACUGCUUGUGGACCGGACACUGCCAUCUGUGCCCACAAUAUUAGCAGCAAAGAGAGCCAGUCAGUGGGCGAUCUCUCCUUGCAGAUGUCCUCUGAUGCCAUGCUUGUUUUCAAUGGCACUCGUGGCUGCCCGGGUGCAGCAAGCAAAGUUCAGAGCAGCAUCAGUUUCCAGUGCGGAAAAACAAUGGGCACCCCAGAGUUUGUCACUUUGUCGCAGUGCGUGCAUUACUUUGAGUGGAGAACUUACGCAGCCUGCAGAAAAGAGAAGUUCAAACCACAUAAGGAGGUGCCGUGCUACGUCUUUGAUUCUGAUGGGAAAAAACACGACCUCAACCCCCUCAUCAAAGUCACGGAUGGCUACCUGGUUGACGACUCAGAUGAUAAUGUGGAUUUUUAUAUUAAUGUUUGCAGAAAUUUGAACCGAGCACAAAGUUUAUGUCCUGAAGAUUCUGCUGCCUGUCUCACUAAUGGAAGCAGGUCCUUUAGCAUGGGCAAACCAGACAAGCCACUGGAGCUUAUCUCUAAGGACAGGUUGAGGCUACGGUACGAGAGUCAAGAAGAAGCUGAGAUGUGUGGCGAGCACAAGCCUGCCGUCACAAUCACCUUCAUCUGCCCAUCUCAUAGACAGCAGGGGAGUGACCCCAAGCUGACGGCUAAAACAAACUGUCGCUAUGAGAUUGAGUGGGUGACAGAGUUUGCCUGCCACAGAGACUAUCUGGAGAGCAACCAGUGCAAACUGAAACAGGAUGACAUCUCCAUCGACCUCACACACCUCAUGCAUGGCUCUGGUGAUGCUCCAUACAUGGCUGAAGCCAAAAUCGGGAAGGAUAGCUACAGAUUUUAUCUGAAUGUGUGUGGAGAGACCAAAGCUGGUGAAUGUAAAGAUGAUAAGGGUUACAUUUCCUCCUGCCAGGUGAAGGACAAUGGAGAAGUGAACAAGAUUGCCGGAAGAUACCAGAAUCAAACUCUCAGGUACUCUGAUGGAGAUCUCACUCUCAUCUAUCCAGGAGGAAGCACAUGUAGCUCAGGCUUCCAGCGCAUGACCAUCAUCAACUUUGAGUGCAACUCCACUGCAGAGAAUGGCUAUCCAGUAUUUGCAGGAGAGACUGACUGCACAUAUUACUUUACCUGGCAAACUGCCUAUGCUUGUGUUAAGGAAAGCAAAGAUUUAUGCAGAGUCACAAAUGGCAAAAAGCAUUAUGACCUGUCUCCUCUCACUCGCUACUCAGAACCUGAUUCACAGACUCCAGUUCAGAACUGGGAGGCAGUGGAUGCUAACGCUCCAGAGUCUGACAAGAGGCGCUUUUACAUCAACGUGUGCCACAGCAUCAUCCAGCGGAAGGAAACAAGCUCCUGUCCUGAAGAUGCAGCUAUAUGUGCUGUGGGAAAAGGAAAGUCUAUAAGUCUGGGUAAAUUCCUGUCUUCACCCCAGAAGGACCUUCAGGGAAAUGACUUGAGGCUCAUCUACACAGACGGAGAAGUAUGCAGAAAAAACACAAAGAUUAAGACCAUCAUUACUCUGAAGUGUAAACCUGGGGAUCUUGAGAGUGCACCCAUCAUGAGGAGUGUGUCCGGCGACGGCUGUGUUUAUGAAUUUGAGUGGCAGACUGCUGCCGCCUGCGUCCUCUCCCGAGCAAACGGAGAUAACUGUAAAGUGGAGGACUCUAAUGCAGGUUUUUCGUUUGACUUGACCCCCCUGAAGAAAGCCAAUGGAAGUUACUACAACAUAUCUGAUGGCAACUAUGACUACUUGAUUAAUGUCUGUGGGAACGUUCAGGCUGUGAAUUGUCCUGGGACUGCAGGAGUAUGUCAAGUUGAAAACAGCAAAGUUAAAUCUUGGAACCUGGGCGAGUUUAACUCUAAGCUGUUAUACUACGAUGGCAUGAUCCAGCUGGACUACCUCAACGGCUCGGUGUACAACAACAAACAGCACACACAGAGAUCCACACACAUCUCCUUCCUAUGUGACAGAGAGGCCGGGCCAGGAAUACCGGAGUUUCAGGUUGAGGAUGACUUUACCUACAACUUUAGGUGGUACACCUCUUAUGCUUGUCCAGAAAGACCCCAGGAGUGUUUGGUAACUGAUCCUGUGUCUUUACAACAGUAUGACUUGUCUAGUUUGACUAGGUCAAAUGGGCCCAGCAACUGGCAGGCCAUGGAUUUGUCUGACACCAGAAACCGGAGGAAGUACUACAUCAAUGUUUGUCGGCCACUCAGACCCGUGCCUGGUUGCGACCGGCUGGCCUCCGUCUGCGAAAUGAAAUAUGAUGUGCAGCAGGGGGUGCAAGUGGAAAAAGUGUCUGUCAGUAACAUGGGUGUGGCUGUGAAAGGCCCAGUGGUCCUAGAAGAGAACCAGCUGAUGCUAGAGUAUACUGACGGCUCAGCGUGUGAGGCGGAAGGAGUGAUGACCAAAUACACGACCCGCAUUCACCUCAUUUGUUCAAAAGCAUCAGGGGGCAAGCAGUCCUCAGGGCCGCGGUUCUUCAGCAAUCAGAACUGCACAGCUAAUUUUGUGUGGAACACAGAGGCGGCCUGCGCGAUCUCGACUGCGGUGGUCACCAAUCAGACCUGUUCUUUGAAGGAUCCCAACACAGGCUUUGAAUUCAACCUGUCCCCAUUGGCCUCCAAAACCGGAUACACUACAACCGCAAAUGGAAAUCAGUUCAUUGUGAACAUCUGUGCUGAGGCAGCUCAAUGUGGUUCAGAUAAAGACAAGUCCAUAGCAGGCUGUGUGCUGGAGGACGGCAAGCCUCACAGUCCUGUAGGGAUGGAGAAGUCUCUGAAGUUUUCCACUGAUGGCCUUCUCACCCUGAUAUACAAAGGAGAGCUGGACAAAGAGCUGGGCACCAGAGCCACCUUCAGCAUUAAUUUUGUGUGUGACCAGAAUGCAACCACGGGCUCCCUGAAGCUCAUUCGUGAGGAGAUCGCCACAUCUAACCAUGUUCAGCAUGAUGUUCUCUUUGAGUUCUCCACGGCUUUGGCAUGUGAACCUGCUCCUGUGGAUUGCCGUGUCACUGACUCUCAGGGUAAUGAAUAUGACCUGAGUGACCUCAGUCUGGACGAUAAGGCCUAUGUUCCCUUAGACACGUCAGACCAGGCCAAGGCUCAGAAGUUCUACAUUAACGUAUGCAAACCCCUGCCUUACAUCUUAGGCUGCCCCAUUGGAGUAAUUGGAGCCUGUGGCCAGAUUAAUGGCAGAGGUCUCAAUCUGGGCUAUGUGCAGUCCAGCCUGCAGGCAGCCUCUGAUGGCUCCAUUAGCAUUGUCUACCUCAAUGGAGAUAAAUGUGGCUCACAAGGCCGCUACUCCACCCGCGUGAUCUUCCAGUGUGAUGACAGCCCUGGCUCAGCAGUGUUUGAUCGCAAAGAUGGCUGUGAAUAUGUCUUCAUCUGGAGAACCUCAGAGGCUUGCCCUGUUAAGAGAGUGAUGGGUAAAGACUGUAAGGUAAAGGAUCCCAGGAGUGGAUAUGAGUAUAACCUAAUGCCACUGUCUGGGAAGGACUACGAAGUGAAGAGCGCACAGUAUGAAUAUCACUUUGCAGUGUGCGGCCCAGUUAGUACAUUAGUAUGCCCACAGGGUGACAAAGGCACAGUGGCCUCCUGUCAAGUAGAGGGCACCAGUCAUAGAAUUUCUGGGAUGAGUACUCAGGACCUAAUGUUGGAUGAUGGAGUCAUCAUGAUCAACUACACAAAAGGGGAAACGUGCCACAAGAUUUAUGAGCGAUCAACAGCCAUCCUGUUCUCCUGUGACCACAGCAAGAAUCCUGGGAAACCAGCUUUUAUUAGAGAGACUGCAGACUGCACCUACCUAUUUGAAUGGCAUACUGCUUUGGUCUGCCCUCCUUUCAAGACCACCAGCUGCUCCUACAAUGAUGGCCAUGGAAACUCGUAUGACCUGUCCUCACUUGCUCUGUACAAAACUAACUGGGUGGUCCUGCCUCAGACUGGGAGCAAGGAUCAGCGCUAUUACAUCAAUGUGUGCAAAUCGUUGGUGCCUCAGAGUGGAUUGUGGGGCUGUCCAAGCAGUGCUGCAGCAUGUCUAAAGAAUGGUGACAAGUAUGUGAGUCUGGGAGAGGCGAAGGAGGGACCGCAGUGGGAGAGCGAUGUCCUGGUGCUGAAAUACACAGAUGGGGCAUCCUGUCCUGCCAGCGAUCAGAAAAGAACUACCAUCAUCCGCUUCAAAUGUGAUCAUGAGAAAGUGGGCUCUAAACCCACUCUGAUCACUGCGCUAGAGGACUGCAUCUACAACUUUGUGUGGUUCACAGCGGCAGCUUGUCCUCUCAACACCACAGAGCAUGGAGACUGUCGGGUGACUAACCCAGCCACUGGGCAUCUCUUUGAUCUGAACGCCCUCACCCAGUCCAAAGGAUACACUGUAUACGACAAUGUGGACUUGAGAAAGAUGUACAGACUCAACGUGUGUGGGCCAGUGGAAAAUGUAGUCUGUGCUUCAGGAGCAGGAGUGUGUAUUAGGGAUGCUAACACAGCUGUGAAUGGGGGGAUGGCCACCAGGAAGCUGGUCUAUAAGGACCAGCUUGUAGAGCUCACAUAUGAGGGUGGAGAUGCAUGUGAAACCAAUCCCUCACUGAAACACAAGAGCAUCAUCAGCUUCAUCUGCAAGUCUGAGGGAGGUGGCAUCAGCGAGCCUGUACUGGUAGCCUCUGACAAGAAAACGUGCACUCACUUCUUCUCCUGGCACACCCCUCUGGUCUGCGAGCAUCAGGUGAAGUGCUCAGUUUGGAAUGGAACCAGCCUUUUGGACCUGAGCCCUCUGAUUCACCUGAAUGGGUACUACACUGCCACAGAUGAGGACUUGGACAAGGACAAGUCUCCUGACUUUUACAUCAACAUCUGCCAGCCUCUUAACCCCAUUCCAGGGGUCACGUGUCCUCCUGGAGCAGCAGUGUGCAUGGACCCUGCUGAUGGAGACCCAAUAGACAUUGGACGUGUCACCUCCACCCCUAUAUACAAUCCCGACACAGAUGAGGUGGAGAUCUCUUUUAACAGUAAUACACCUUGCACCAUUGAUUCCUCCACCAAUUACACAUCCAAAAUCAUCUUCACCUGCCAGAAAAGCACAGAACUGGGUUCUCCAGUGAUGAUUCGUCAGCAGGAUUGUAUGUAUGUGUUUGAAUGGGCCACUCCUGUGGUGUGUUCAGAGAUGGUCAGUGCACAGGGUUGCUCACUGAAGGUCUCCCAGCUGCAGUACACCUUCAAUCUCUCAGCGCUGUCUGGAGUCGUUCAGGUUAGAGGUCCUUCCAGCUCCUAUAAGAUCAACGUGUGUGGGGCAGUGACCGAUAAAGACUGUAAGAACAGUCCAGUGUGCCUGGUUUCCAGUGCUCCACCCUUCUCAUUUGGCAUCAGCAAGGCCAUGAGUCUGAAUUACAGUCUGGAGGAGCAGGUUGUCAUUAUGCAGUAUGGAGGUGGAGACCCCUGCCCUUCAGUGACUGUUGGAGGAGAUGUGUGCGUUUUCCCUUUCAUGUAUAUGGGCAAGUCCUAUUCAGAGUGCACAGCAGAUGGCCGAAACCACGGCGCAAAGUGGUGCGCCACCACCGCCAGCUACGACAAAGAUAGGAAAUGGGGCUUCUGUUCAAAUGUGACUGCUAAGAGGCAGUCGUCCAUUUUGUUCACGUGUGACCGUUCAGUGGGCCGCGGCAGCCCCAAGCUACUUGGCGAAACGCAGGGUUGUUCCAGCACCUUCCAGUGGCACACCAAUGUGGUCUGCCCACCAAAGAAAAUGGAGUGCAAACUGGUGAGCCACCACCAAACUUAUGACCUGCGCACUCUGUCCUCCCUGACAGAGCCCUGGAAGUUCAGCAACAGUGACAAGAAUGAUAUGUACUACAUGAACCUCUGCCAGGGAAUCCAUGGUGGCCUGACGGACUGUCCGGAUGGAGCCACAGUGUGCCGCAAACGCACUAAUGGGAAGACUGAAGCUCUGGGACGUGUGUACACUCAGACAAUGGGAUCACUUGAUGGAAAGAUUCAAGUGAAUUACACAAUGGGCGAUGCUGUAUGUGGGAAUACACUUCGGGCCAAAACCAUUGUGCAGCUGACUUGUGGCAGCACUGUGGGCCACCCCAAACUCUUACGGGAGGAUAUGACAGCAUGCGAGUUCUGGGUGGAAUGGGAGACUCGAGCAGCCUGUGCAGUGAAACAGCAUGAAGUGGAGAUGGUUAAUGGCACCAUCACAGUUCCAGAGACAGGAGCCAUCGUCAGCCUGGGAGCGCUCUACUACAGCCUAUACAAAGCCACUGGAGACAUCCGACCCAAUGGUGACCGCUACAUCUACCACAUCCAGUUAUCCGGCAUCACCAACAGCUCCAUGGCUCAGUGCGUUGGAGCUAAUAUCUGCCAGGUGAAGAGGGACCAAUCCUAUUGCAGGAGGAUCGGCUCCUCCACCAAGGCCAAAUACUAUAUCAAAGGGGACAGCCUGGAUGUGCUGGUGCCGUCUGAGUCUGUGUGCGGCCGUGACAAGUCAAAAAAGGUCUCGUCGGCCAUCCUUUUCCACUGCAGCCCUGCGGCCGGAGAAGGCAUCCCUGAAUUCUUGCUGGAGUCUGAUGGCUGCCAGUACCUGUUUCUCUGGCAUACCUCCACAGUCUGUGGCCUUUUCUCUGCAAGUCCACAGAAUGGUGGUAACAGUAAAGAUAGUGUUGGGCUAUCAGGACGGAGCCAGGCUCUGGGGGCAGUACUUAGUCUGCUGCUGGUGGUGCUGACCGUCUGUCUGCUUAUUCUACUGCUUCACAAACGUGAGAGAAGAGGACUUGUUUUACAAAAAGUGACCAGCUGCUGCAAGAGGGGAAAUCCAGUGUCUUAUAAGUACUCCAAGGUGAACACGGAUGAGGAUGGUUGUGAGGACGAGAUGGAGUGGUUGAUGGAGGAAGUGGAAACUCCAGCGCGGGGGCUGCAGGAGAAUGGCCAUGUUACCACGAAGCCAGUCAGUGCUGAUGCCCUGCGCUCCUUCUCUCUGGAUGAGCAGGACAGUGAGGACGAGGUGCUGACCGUGCCGGGUGUCAGAAUCCACUCAGGACGAGCCUCAGGCCCCUCUUCGUCCCUGCUCCAGGCCACCCGGCGGAGGGCCGAGAGUGAUGAGGAUCUGGUGGGGCUUCUGGAGGACACUGGGAGCAAGAGCACGUCCAAGUCGGGGGCCAAGCACCAGAGGAAAGCACAGCCGGACCCCGAGGACAGUGAUGAGGAUCUGCUCAGAGUCUAAGGACAAUCCUCUGCUCCCUGUGAUGAACUUCAGAAUGUCUCUCCAACCUUUCGCUCCUUCUGUUUGUUCUCUUUCUGGUUUUCUAAAGGGAAAAAUAUAUUUAUCUGUCGGCUGUUUACUGUACAGUGUUUGAAAGCAGAUUGGUUCAUGCGUCCAUUCUAUAUCAAUGCCUUUGGGAUGAAAAUAUUCGUUUUCAUCAUUGAAUUGUUCCUGUGUUUGUUUUUUCUUCUGUAGGUUAAACUGAAUUAAUUUCAUAUACAGAUGUUAUUCUGUGUGAAGUCUACAUCUCCCUCAGAAAUACAAUGCUGUGCAAAAGUCAGAGACCAUCUUCACCUUCAUUUAUUUUACUUUCAUUUGCAACACACCACUAAGAAACUUUAUUUUGCAGCAUUCAGAAAAAAAGCUGAGAACUUAAAUGUACCAGACAACUACACAGGAGCUUCAACAGCUGAAUAUAAAAUCAUUUUUUCAGUACUUUUUUUAUGUGCACCCUUUCCUUCAGUUUCUGCAGGGAUCCGAACUCUGAGGGGGUCAGUCUAUUGUUCUGAGAGUGCCAGCUUUUGAUUUAAAUUGGCAGGUUUUCUUUUGUGUCUAUAUCUUGAGUUGUUUCCUCAUAGUGGAAGAAUUUUUAAAUAUCUGAAUCAAGAGUGGAGCUUGAUUUUCUCCUCUUUGAUGGGGACGGUUUUGAUCUUGCAUGGCUGUUUGGGGUCUCAGUUUUUUAACCUUGUCACAUUUUUCUUUCACUUUUUCUUAUGCAAGUGGAUCAUUUAACAUGUAAUCUCAGAAGUAUCUCCUGAAAAAUGAAUAGCUUGUACAUAGUGGUGAUUUUGACUGGAGCUCUCUGACUUUUGCACAGUAUGCUGUACAAGAUGGUUUGUGAAUUUAUGGUUUGGCUGCAUUUUGUUAUUUACCUGGUAGGAAAGUGUGACCAGUAAUGAAUAUGAAAAGUCCUGCAUACGCACCAGUAUUUUACAUGUCUUUGGUCACAUAAGGCCAUGAGGCAACUUCCCCAGAUCAGUUUUAACUAGAAAUGUAGGAAUGUGCUUUGCAGUACUUUGCCUCAUACACAAAGUUGGUUAAAAUCCACGCUUCAUAUUUACAGUGGCCAAGGGCAAUGUCUCUUUAAAGCAUUACUAUUUAUUGAGUAAAGGGAUGUUUCCUGCAUUGCUUCUGCUUCCCUUUUGCCAAAAAACAGCAUGCUCUAUGUAUCCCUUACAGAGAACAUACACAGUAUAUAUGUUUUAGUGCCAUGAGGCUUGGCAUUUGACCCGGUGCAGCUUGAUGCCUCCUUUUCCUCCACCAAUAUUAAAGUGUCUCAGUCUUUAGUUGAGCAUAUUACAAUCACAGUGUGAUGAUUUAUCAGGUAUAUUUUGGGUUGUUUUUUUAUAAUUGUUAUUUUUUUUGCACAGACUUGGUAGCUGAAUAUCCACCUACUCACCCUGAUGCAUACAGAUGAGCUUAUGGCACAGUUAGGGGUAAUGCACUUUGAUCUUUUUAGUGUUAAGUGGUGGUGACUCGGGUGUUUAUCACCUUGAAUGUGUUUGGCCUCUGCUCUUCUAGCUCUUUUUCAUAGACUCAAGACUGUGAUGCAUGUGUUUUUCCACACUUAACCUGCUUUCCAUUUUGAGCACAUAUUUUAACACUUUCUGACAUUCUAAAUUCAUAAAAUACUGAGGGGAAAUCAGUUUGAUCAGUGUUUCAAGAUGCAAUUUGUGAGGUUUGACACAUUCAGAUUCCUAUCCUAACCGUUAAAAACAUCCUCCAGUGUAGAAUUAGCUUGAAGUGGUUUAUUUUGACAUGUCCAUGUUGUCCAUGUUGUCCAUGUUUCAUGCCAUGUCUAGGUGUCUGUAUUUUGGUGCAUCUAAACCAAAAGAUGGUUUCAUGAAGGUAGUGCCCAUGCUCUGGAAUUUCCUUUGACUCUUAAAGAUAUUCAUUUGAUGGUAUUCUUUGUCCAUUCAGCAAAAGGUACACUGUAUGACUGAUGACUGUUGGUGUCACUAACUCCUCUGUGCUUCUACGAAAACGUCUGCCACUGCUGUAUGUGUUUAAGUUCGGUACGAUCUGUUUUUUAAUCAUGAGUGGAUGAUCCUGAGCCGCCUCCUGAUGUAGUUUCUGUUUUUUAAUGACUGAGGCUCCGGCUCCUCCAAGAUUUUCGUUCUGAAUUUUGUCAGAUGCUUUACUGCUUUUUGUUUGUUUUUGUAUUUAAAAUGUUGAUGCUGAGACAUUAUUGCAUUAUUUCAAUAAAAGAGAUCAGCUGUUGAAGCAAAUGUUA